This is a messenger RNA of Ziziphus jujuba (common jujube), 2157 nucleotides long. RefSeq lists its product as uncharacterized. The record is from RefSeq and is a predicted model, not a curated record. The transcript has a single exon. The coding region runs from base 133 to 2064 and encodes 643 amino acids. Lineage: Eukaryota; Viridiplantae; Streptophyta; Magnoliopsida; Rosales; Rhamnaceae.
AAAAAAACCAAUUCAUAGAAAAAUCAAUAACCCAUUUGAAAGUUGAACUAAGAGAAACACACAAAAACAUAUAAUUAAAGCAAAGGGAACAAACAAGAAACAAAAUAAAAAAAAAAAAAAAAAUUAAGAAAUAUGCAAUCACCUUGCAUUAGAGAAGCCUCAAAAGCUCUCAUUCAUGGUUGCUGUGCAGCACCUUUUGUCGGCCUUCCAGACUCUCAUAGUUCUCACUCUCCAGAUCCCACGCAGAGUGUUUGGGUAGCAGGUUCUGACCACCAUUUUGCUCUUGCCACAGCUUCCACUCUUCCGCCAAACUCCCAAUUCACAAACCAUGAAUCUCUUCCUUCUUUGCUUGAAUCUUUUUCCAAAUUCAUUCGAGCUUAUCCACAAUACUCUGAGACUCAUCUGGCUGAUCAAAUCCGAUCCCAACAAUAUUACCAUCUCACCAUCUCUAACCAUGUUUGUCUAGAUUAUGUCGGUCAUGGCCUUUUCUCUUUUUCUCAGCAGCACCGGAAACAUUUUUCAUCAUCAACAGCUUCUUUUGCUUCAUCAUCUUCUGCUCCUCCUCCGCCUCCUCCAAUUGUCCAAUAUUCAUCUGAACCUAAUUUUUUCGAUAUUUCCUACAAGUCUGUGAACUUGAAAUCUCAGUUACUUCAUGGUGGGAAAGACUCAGAGAUCGAGAUGAAAGUGAGAAGCAGAAUUAUGGAGUUUAUGAACGUCUCAGAAGAUGAUUACACCAUGGUAUUUACUGCUAAUCAAUCAUCUGCUUUGAAACUUUUGGCCGAUUCUUAUCCGUUUCAGACUAACAGAAAUCUACUAACAGUUUAUGAUUAUAAGAAUGAGGCAGUGGAAGUGAUGAUUGAGAGCUCUAAGAAAAGAGGAGCAAGAGUCAUGGCGGCUGAGUAUUCAUGGCCCAAUAUGAGAAUCCAAUCGAGGAAAUUAAGAAAGAUGGUGGUUCAUAAGAGGAACACGAGAAAAAGAGGACUGUUUGUUUUUCCUCUUCAGUCUAGAAUGACUGGAGCUCGGUAUCCAUAUCUAUGGAUGAGCAUAGCUAGGGAAAAUGGCUGGCAUGUCUUGCUUGACGCUUGUUCACUAGGACCUAAGGACAUGGAAACCUUGGGACUUGCUCUGUUCAGGCCUGACUUUCUCAUUUGCUCAUUUUUCAAAAUUUUUGGAGAGAACCCAUCUGGGUUUGGGUGUUUGUUUGUCAAGAAAACCAUUGUUUCUCUCUUAACGGAUUCAACUUCUUCUACUAGUAUUGGUAUAGUGAGCCUUCUCCCAACAUCAACACUAUUACCAUCUCAUUUCCCUCAAGAAUCAUCAACAACUGAAGACAAAGAAACUGAACAAAAAUGGAACUUCGAUUCAGAUGGUUUGGCCGUGUCUAACAUUGAAGAAGUGUCAUUGGAGAAAAGGGAAACUUCAUUCUCAGAACUAGUGGAGUCAAAGACAAUACCUUUUGAAUCUGACCAAACCAAGAACAAAAGUGUUGGUGGAAACUCAGAGAUUGAAUUCAGGGGUUUGGAUCAUGCAGAUUCGUUGGGUCUUAUACUGAUUAGUAGCAGAGUUAAAUACUUGAUCAACUGGCUGGUGAAUGCAUUAAUAAGUCUUCAACAUCCACAUGCUGAAAAUGGCCCUCCUCUAAUCAGAAUCUAUGGACCAAAGAUAAGACCAGACAGAGGACCAAGUGUUGCUUUCAAUGUGUUUGAUUGGAAAGGAGAAAAGAUUGAUCCUGCACUUGUACAGAAGCUAGCAGAUCGAAAUAAUAUAUCUCUAAGCUAUGGAUUUUUGCAACACAUCUGGUUUUCAGACAAGAAUGAAGAAGAGAGGGAGACAAAAAUAGAGAGAUUUACAGCUGAGACAAAAGGAAUUGGAGUGUCGAACAAAAGCAGAGCUGAAUAUCAUUCAGGUGGGAUAUCUGCAGUCACAGCUACCCUGGGGAUGCUGACAAACUUUGAAGACAUUUAUAGGCUAUGGGUUUUUGUUUCCAGGUUUCUAGAUGCAGAUUUUGUGGAGAAAGAAAGGUGGAGAUACUUGGCUCUCAACCAAAGAAAAAUUGAAGUUUGAAGAAUGGGUACAAUUUAUUCUUUCAUUCAUUUUGGCAUUUGUAGAAACAGUCAUCUAUUUAAAUGCUCAUAAUACAGAAAGUUUAAUUCAAAA